Porites lobata is the source of this 11954-nucleotide messenger RNA. The record is from the annotation of a GenBank genome assembly. Lineage: Eukaryota; Metazoa; Cnidaria; Anthozoa; Scleractinia; Poritidae.
ACAAAAUCCAACAGUAUUAAAAUAAUUGUUAGUGUCUAGAUCAGACAAUAUAUAUGAGAAUUUAACACAAAUUUCACUUCCUUACAUUCAAGAUGGAAGAUCUACAGUCUAUGACACCGAGGAAACGAAAAAGAAUCGAGUGAGUGUUAGUAUUAUAUUAUUCCCUGUAAAACCUCAGCCUGUAGGCUGCUAUCUGCUGACAAAAAUAGGGCUGUGCACUGGCGUAUAAUACACACAUCAAUCGUGAACUUUCUUUUAAAUAGUGAAAAGCUUAACUUAGGAUUAUAGGAGAUUUUCAUGUUGGAAAUAAUACCGGAAUAUUGAUUCCAACAAGUCAGUCUAUUCAAGAUUAUGAAAUCCCUUCUAUUCUAAUGAUGUUAUAAAGUAAUGAGCAGAAUGAACUGAGUAUUCUGAUGUACUUCCUCUUGAUCUUGUCGAGGUAAUUUUCUACAUUUUUUUUAUAUCUGUACAAGUAUUUUAAUAUAGUGAAGGCGGCACGGGUACAAUGUCAUGAUGGUAAGCUUAUUUACUUUUAGGUGGUGGCAGAAUCACAAGCCUGAGAAUCAGAAAAUAAGAAAGAAAUCUCAUAUAGGUAACUUAAAAUUGUAUCUUAUUAAUCCUUAAAAGCCAAGUAAACAUUUGCUAUAGGAAAUAGUGUAGAGAAGUUACGUUGAAGAAACAAAAUAAUAUACCUGCCAACUCUCACGCCUUAGGCGUGAGUCUCACGCCUGCGGGUUGAAAACUUCGAUCUCAUGCCGGCUCACGCCUGCGGGUCAGUUUCUCACGCCUGAUUGAAAAAUGUGAGUUGUUGCCGUCUUGCUUGACACAAUUUCCAAAAAUAUGUUAACUCAGACCCAUGUAAGGAACGAAAACCAUGUGUAAAUGAAUAAAUAACAAUACCUUCCUUGCGAUCUCUGAUUUUGUGGAUAAGCGUUUUCUCGAUAACUUCGCCUUCGGCAGACUUCGGACGUCUUCAGAAGACUUCGGACUUCUUCGGGAAUCUUCGGAAAUGAUCGUGUCGUCUGCAAAAAUCCCAGAACUCCCAGGAUAAAAAUCUCACGCUUAUAUCUCAGAAAAAGUUGGCAGGUAUAAAAUAAAUUCAUCUUGAGUGAUCAUGCCCUGUUUCUCAUCACCAAUUAGUUAUAUAAAACAUUGAGAGAGCAAUGAGAAAUAUGAUGCUGAUUACUAUUAGGGCAUAUAAAAGUUUUAAAAGAAUGACCUCAAUAAGGCUGUUGGUCUUACUAAUGUUAUUCAUUUGAUGUUCUAACCAAGCUCAGGUGGGAACUCCAAGACUUUUUCAAGAGGAGUAAGGGGCAGGGGGUGGGACCUAUGCACAUUCCCAGGGGCAGAUCUAGGGGAGGGUGCAGGGGGGUGCACACCCCCCUCCCCUGAGAUGUCCUGUGGUUUUCUAAUACAACUGGUAUUCUGCAAACAAAAAACUAUGUGGUUUAUUGGCAUUGAAGUAGAGCAAGAGACGAGUGCACCCCCUCCUAAAAAAAAUCCUGGAUCUGCCCCUGAUUCCUCAAACAUUUAAAAGUAGAAAUAAUGCAUCACGGUGAUUACAAUUCCAUGUUCAUGUUUUACAAACAUUUCCGAAGUAAAAGGACAGCAUUUCAUGGAUUUAAAUUUUGUAUUUUCACUUAAUUAUUUCAUGAAAAUUAAAAACAGUUAAUCCCAUAUCACACAAUAACCCCUUUGACCCCCUCUUCCUCAAAUUUGUAAUUUUGUGCACCAAGGACACAAGAGUCUCUGGAGGCAGCAUGAAAGCAAUGAAUAACAAAGUGAAAGUUAAAAAGUGGUAUAAGCUAAUGUUUGGCAAAAAGCAAAGAUCCUUUGAAAGUAACUUACAAUACUUCCAGAAGGAAGCCUGACCCCAGAAUUGACUGUUUUCCAUUUUUUUUGUUAUUGCUCAAAAGACAAGAGAAGUAACUGAGAGAAAAGCUCCAGAGCUUAUCACCUGAAAGUGAUGACCCCCUUGAAUGUAGUAACCCCUAAAGGCUGCUAGUUGGUAGUUUAUUUCUUAAAUUCUCCAUAUUUUUCAGAGUAUAAGAAAAAGGUGAAAAAAGAUGUUCAAGAGAAAGCAAUUCCAGAGGAAGGAGCUUCUGCUCAAGAUGAAAGCAAUAGCAAAACCGAGAAUGAGGGAAAACAAGACAAAAGAUACAUUCUUUUUAUUGGUAAGACUUCUGUGAUUUAGCCAGGUGUGUACUUCCUAAGUAGAUGCAGGAGCGGGGGGGGGGGGGGCGGUUGAACCCCUCCCCACUUAUGGAUAGUCCAGUUUAGGGUCUUUCCUAUGACCCUUUAUGGAAGUCUAAAGAUAUUUUCUGAAACCACACAUUCAUAGAUUAAAAAAAUGUUUGUCAAUGUUUUUUAGUUAAGGCUUGAGAUUUUUGUCCUAAAAGUGCCAGGAUUUCUGUAAAGGACCCAGUCAUAUCAAUGGUAAAGAUUUCUGAAGAUGCUUCAAUGAUCAGUUCCAACGUUUUCAAGGAAUGAACAAUUACACCCCUGAUGGAUUUAAGAUCUCUAUUUGAAAUCUCCAGUGUUUAUUCUUCCAAAAUCAUAGGAAAAUUCAGGGAAAGUGCAAUCAUUCAUGUGGACUCUUCAUUUUCUUUCAGUGGUUUGAUUUUAUUUUUAAAUACACUUAAAAGUGUUUCCUAUUUUUUGGCUGGAAUAGCUCAUUUUUGUGUCCAGGUUUUAGAGGUUGGUCCUCAACCCUGAGUUCUUGGUAUGAGAGCGAAGUUUUCAAUCUGCAAGGGUAAUACUAUUCACAUCUAAACUGUGAAAUUUGCCACAGUUAAUAUAAUGAGGAACAUGACAUGCUGUUUCACAGGUAACAUGCCAUACACAGUUAAGGAGGAAGAUGUCAAGUGGCAUUUCAGGUGCACCGGCAAAGGUACAAUACAAAACUUGUUUGUUUGUUUUUCUUAUAAUUUUACUCAUUACUUAGUGAUUACAACAUCAUGGUGUUUUUCAUCCUACCAAUACAAAUAAUAUUCCCGGGAAAACUUCUCAUGAAAAAUCCUUGUGCAUAACCUAGAUCUACUACACUUUAAGUAAACAUCCUCACUAGGCAGCAUGUCCCUAUUUUUCCUGACUAGGCAGCAUAAAGGAUUUUAGACUGAUGACAAAGAAGACAGGAGAAUCAAAAGGAUGUGGAUUCAUUGAGUUUAACAACAAGGAAAGUUAUUGGGUAAGUGAAAGGAGCUUUUCUUGAGGUAAAAACAAGUCUUCUGGUCACUGCACCAGAGGCUCUUUCCUACCAGCUCUACCAAGCAGAGACUGCUCAAUAUAAUAUUUAUAAGUAGUUUGAGUAUGAUUGUCCGGGUGAAUGUUGUCCUGAAUAGGACUGUUGUUGUUGACAGCGACUAACUUUUCAACAACCUGUGCGAUAGUCAUCUUCAGAGUCAGAGUUGUAUCAUGUGAGUUGAUGGUAUUAAACUCUGGAUAUCAACCUGAUUGGUCACUUAAGUCGCAAAUUUUUGUUUGCAAGUCGUUUGCUCUGUCUCCAAGUGAAUGUAAAACUGUGAAAGGUUCAAACCCAGGAAUAAGAGAGUAAGGCUCCUCCCUCUCCUAGUUCCCUCAGCUCUUUAAAAGCUGAUUGUUUUCUAAUGCUGUCAAAAAUAUGUGAAUACUUUUUCAAGGCAUGAAUGUAUGAUAGUAGAGUUGUUUUAACACUACUUAUUAUCUUUUUUUAUAUAAUAUGUACUCACUAAUAAUUAGUCAUAAUUAAUCAUACCAGGCAUCCUAGCUAAAAAAGGACCCCUGCCUAUUACUUUGUUAACAUCUAAGAAAUAAUAUUAAUUUUAUGUCAUCAUUAAUAUUACUGAUAACAUUAAACACACUAUAUUAAUUUUUUUCAAAUAAUAUACUUACACCUAGGCAGCAGAUCAUAAAUCACCAUUCUAUGAUUAUACAUGUAUGUAGCUCUGGAAUAUUAUAUAUUAAUCCUGAGUAUUUUUGCUUAUUCCCUUCAUCACAGAAAGCUCUAAACCUACACCACAGCACACUAGAUGGACGAAAAAUAAAUGUCGAGAUAACUUGCGGGGGAGGGGGCAAAGGACAAACAAGAAAGAAAAAGCUAGAAGAGCGAAAAACAAAGUUCCUGCGGGGGAGGAAAAGAAAGUCGAAAAGUACUAAAGUGAUCCCAAAAUCAAUGGACAACUCAGCUGGCGACACAAAUAAUUCUGACAAAUAGUGGUUACAGGGCUUUAAAACGUUAAGUUGUUACAAAGCUGGAAAAGGAGAGGUAGAAAGUCAUGGACUACAAGAAUGAAAAUGACUUUAAAGAGUAUGAGGAAUUUACAAAUACUGUAAGUUUUUGGUUCAAUCAAAACAGGAAGGACAGGAAUGCAACUACUUAAAUACUAGUGAUGAUCUCAUAAGCACUGCAUGAGUAUCAAAGACAUUGUUUCUUGUAAAAAAUAGGGGCGUUUUAAAAGGUGCAGUGCAGGAUUCGAAAAAUCCUGAUGGACUGUUAGUGAGCCUGCUUAGCUUUCUGUUGUUGACAGCCUUGUUCACUGGGACAGGAAAAUAAUUUGAAAAAUAUCCUGUUGUUGUUAGCCAGUGUUGCAGCUGGCCCAUGUGUUGCGUGUAGUAUUGAUAUAAACAUGGUUUAGUGUGUCUGCGACGCAGGCUAGUUGUUUUAAAAUCCAUGAAGAAAGCAAGCCACGAAUCUGUGGCAAAAAUAAAGCCUUGAUAAAUUUGAAUUGUGUUGGAUUAAUUAUGAUUCCAGCUUAUUUUCCGCAGGGUGAACUUUGCCUUAAUAAUCAUUAAUGAUCAUUCCCACUACAAUUACAAUUAUUGGACCCCCAACCCCCCCCCAUCCCCAGUUCCCCUUCUUCUGCUAAACAACACCCACAUGUAAAGUUCAAACAAGGAUAAAAAUAUUUUUCCUUACCAUUUUCUUAACAAAACCAUUGUUUCAUAAAUACUUGUAGCUUUUAUUUGCGAACAGAGAAGAACAUGACUCCUAUGGUAUGUCUUUAUGAAAAGCAAUAUUGGGAGUUGAUAUUUUGAGGUUGUAUUUACAAAAAAAGUGUGUUUAUUUUGGAGGUUCUUUCAAAAGUACCAUGCAUGUGGUUACCAUGGCAGUGGUGACAAAGCACUCUCAGAACCCAUUUUGCGGCCUAAAAAAGCUUGCUCUGCUCGUCAAGCUCGCCAGGUCAACUUAGCAAGUCUAAAACCAUUACUUCCAAUGCUAGAUAGUCAUUCAAUCUUUGAGCAAAUCCUAGAGAUUUCUUUAUUUAUCUAUUUUGUUUUUUGGGGGGUGACAGGUGUUUUUUCCUUUGGUGAGAUAUUUGGGGACAAAGGUGGAUUCUAUGACACCAAGAAUCAAUAAAGGACAUUGGAAUACAACUUCCAAUUGUUUUGAUCCACAUGUAAAUAAAAAUAUCAGUAAUAUGGUAGUGUGAAUGUGCAGUUUGGGUGCUCUUGUCUCUAUGAUGGUUCUCUUGCUUCAUACGCUAUCAAUUGGGAGUAUGCAACUCAAGGAAGACAGCUUAAAAGCUGGCUGCAGGAUUUAAAGAAAAGUGCUAAUGAAUGAUUAAAUGAGAGAUCUAGAACAACAUAAGCUAUCAUUUUAACAUUUGGUGAAAUAUCUUCCUAAAUUCCUUCACCUUUAAUGCAAAUUUUCAGGCUUAGAAAUAUAUAUUGGACAAAUGUGAGAGAUGCUUUGUGGCUUCAAAAUAAAAUAAUUAUGAUCAGAAUUUUUCAUCUUUUAGUUUGAAGUUAUUGAAGUUGCUGAAAAAGUAUUGCCUCAUUUUAAUUUAAUAUUUUUUUCACGGAGACUACAGUAUUAUUGAAAAUUAUUGCAAUAUCUUUUGAACUGGAUGUUUGUUUUUCAAUAUUAAGUUAGAAAGUUAGGGGAGAGGCAAUAUAAAAUCUGCCAAAAGCAGCAUCUUUAUGUAAAGAAAUACUGCUAAUGAAAUAUAUUUGAUGAAAGAAAUUUUAGAAAGAUCCUGUUUAAUUUAGAAAACGCUUGGGUGCAAUUAAAAAUUCGCAGGCAAUAUUUAAUAGGUGUGCUGAUAGUGGUUAGCAAUACGGUACUGUUAUUGAUACUUGUCAAUCAACAUGUCAAGUAGGUGUUUGAUUGACAUCGGUAAUCGCUCUAACGCGUCAGUUUGUCAUAACAACACCUGUCAAGAUCACGUGAUAAUUGCUCACCUCAGCCAAAGCGACUCAUUUUAGCAACAUGGCGUCAGAGGAAAGUUUGCUUUUCUGCGUGCCCGAGUUUUCUACACAAGUUUUCUCGGGGCUCCACAAACUUAGAAAAGAGGGCAAGCUAUGCGACAUUUAUCUACGUGUAGGCGAAUGCAAUUUACAAUCCCAUCGCGUUGUUCUCGCUGCUGCGAGCAGUUAUUUCAAUGCUAUGUUUACUGGAGAUAUGAAGGAGAGCCGUCAGGAUGAGGUCACUUUGUUCGAUGUCGAAUUUUCAGCCUUAGAAGAUCUCGUGAAUUUCUGCUACACUGGAAGGAUAGAGAUAAAUGCAGGCAAUGUACAGAACCUGUUGUCGGCGUCCAGUCUGCUUCAGUUGGCGAGCGUGAAGCAAGCGUGCGUGCAGUUUCUUCAUCGUGUUCUUCAUCCGACAAAUUGUCUUGGCAUCCGGUCUUUUGCGGACACGUAUUCUUGCGUAGAUCUUGUAGAAGCAGCCGAUGUUUUUGCCGUGAAGAACUUCUCUGAGGUGGCAAGAAGUGAAGAGUUUUUAACUCUUUCCCCCGAAGACGUCGUGGAGAUGAUUUCGCGGGAAGAAUUAAAUGUCCGCACCGAGGAGGAGGUUUUUGAAGCUAUUUCAGCUUGGGUGUGUAGAGAGGUAGAUGAAAGAAAGGAUUUUCUACCAGAACUGUUAAAGAACGUUCGUCUGCCGUUAAUAAGUCCGCAGUAUCUAUGCGACAAGGUUUCAAGCAACGAGCUAAUCAAGAAUAAUUUAGCAUGUCGCGAUCUAGUGGACGAAGCGAAAGACUACCUGCUGAUGCCAGAGCGAAGAUCUAAGUUACAGUCGGUCCGCACCAAACCAAGAAGAUGUAGUGAAGCUGCUGGCUUGAUCUAUGCCAUUGGAGGUCUGACAUCGUCAGGUGAAGCUCUCAGCACAGUAGAAGCAUACGAUACCUUGACAGGUCAGUGGCUCCCUGGUGUAGCCAUGAGCACUUUGCGCACCCGGGUCGGUGUAGCUGUCCUGGAUAACAAACUUUAUGCCCUGGGUGGGUUUGAUGGGCAUAAGAGGUUAAGCACUGUAGAAUGUUAUGAUCCUCAGCUAAAGUCUUGGAAAGCCAUCACUCCAAUGAACACUCGCCGUAGUGCCCUGGGUGCAGUUGUUCUGAAUGGCAGAGUAUAUGUCGUGGGUGGAUAUGAUGGUCACAUCUCGCUCAGCACAGUUGAAUGUUACUCACCAGAAAGUAACAUGUGGAGUUUUGUCACACCAAUGGGAACACUUCGUAGUGCUGCAGGAGUCACCGAGCUGAAUGGAAAGAUCUAUGCAAUCGGCGGUCAUAAUGGCCUAUCUAUAUUCAACACAGUGGAAGUUUAUAACCCACAAACAGACUCAUGGUCCUCCAGUCCUCCAAUGGGCGUGCGCAGAUGCAGGGUGGGUGUGGCCACCCUUAAUGGGCGGAUAUACGUAUGUGGGGGCUAUGAUGGCAGUACUUUUCUUAACACUGUAGAGUGCUUUGAUCCAGAGACCGGACAGUGGACUUUCACAACCCCGAUGAAUACUAGACGUAGCAGAGUAGCUGUGGUAACACUUGGAGGAAGGUUGUAUGCCAUUGGUGGAUAUGACGGCCUAUCAAACCUCAACACCGUGGAAUGUUUUGAUGUGCUUUCCAACAAGUGGACUCCUGUUGCUUCAAUGGGUAUGCAUCAAGGCGGGGUUGGGGUUUCUGUACUACCACGGGUUCAUCAUACUUAGAAGCAUAACUUCCAUAACCACUAUCAACAUUACUUGUAUAUCCAUGGUGACAGUUUAUCAAAAGUCAAAAUUAGUGCCACCUGAAUUUUGCAAUAUCAAGUGAGUAAGGAGUUGAGAGUGUUAGACCCACUUCAAAUACUACACCACUCUUGUGCUAAACUUAUUAAUUUUCAUAAAGUUCUGUGAUCUUCAUGUGAUUAAUUUUAUUUCUGAUUGACUUAGGAGCAACUACCAAUAAUUCAAAUGGCUUACUUGGGUCAAACCUGCGUGCAAAGAAAGUCGUGUCUGAUAGCCCGGGACUAGUGGAUUUUGUUAUCGGGCUAGUGAUUUUUGGUCUUAACCCUCCCGACGGGCAAGUGCUGUUUUUUGGGGAAAUUCAAAUUACAGAAGGAUUGUAAUCAAAAAGAGUUUUGGGCUAGUACAUGCUAGCUACCACUUGCCUGAAUGGCAGGCUGUAGAACUGACUUUCUUUGCACCCUGGGUCAAAUGGAAGAACAUAUCAAUGAAAAUGUAUCAGACAGACUCACUAUGAGAAGAGUUGGUAAAUAUUGUCUGAAAUUAGGUUUGAUGCAUCUUCUUUGUUGAAUUGCUACAAUAACUGCUAAACUUACCAUCGCAUGCUAGUAAAUUUGAAUGAUUAUUCUUCCACUCUACCAAAAUUAUUCCCUAGGUUUGGGACUUGAGUGGGGCAGUAUUCGAACCAGGCCAUAGUCAGUGAGACCAAUAAUUUCAAUAUAUUAAAUUUCAUACUUGGCCUCAAAACGACAGGGAAUAAAACCCAAGAAAUCAGCUUGACAAUAAUUAGGGAUGAACCCCAUGAAAUCCUGAUGCCAAGUAUGUAUUUUUUAAUAUAUCAAAAUUGAUCUAUUUGAACUACCUGACUUAUCCUCAGUAAUUUUAAGCUGGAAAAUGAUUAGUUUCACUUCAGCUGUGAACCACUUACUCACUCUGAGCAAGUUGCAGCAGCAAGCUGUUAAAAUAUUACAUUUAUGACUUUUCUUUUUUGGUCAUAAAUGGGUGUGUUGUGUGUGUGUGUGUGUUGCCCUGCUUAUAUACAGCCAAUAAAAUUGGUAACUAAAAGUUCCCUUUUGCACUGUCAGUAAUUCCAAAAAGGGGAACAUUUUGCAAAAAUAUUUUUGCUCAUUACUUUUGUGGAAACUAGAUAUAGUUUUGCAUAACUCUGAAGAAGGAACGUUUUACAUGCUGUCCCCUUCAGCUGUCAUGCUGCAGCAGGAAUUUAACCUUUGAAAGGUUUAAAUACUUUACUUCAUUUUGGAAAAUUUAAAUAAAAAAGUUCGUAAGGAAUAGGUAAAGUAUAUUCUUGGACAUUUCUUUGUUUUCCCUGUUCAAGGGAGAUAGUGUGAACAACCCAGUCAUUCAGAGAAUAAUAUAUUUGAGUUUGGAUUUAAAAACGUCUCAGUUAGCCAGCUGUGCUGAGACGCCAGCUAAUCUUCAGAUUUUAGAAAUCAGAGUUACAUAAGAAAGCUUUAAUUUCUUUGAAGUGAAUUGUUGUUAUUCUGCCAUAAGACAUCUCGCUGUAUUGGAAAAGGUGACAUGUUUUCUCUGAUUCCAAUCCCAGAGUUGUCCACACAAGAGCUUAUAUUUAUCACAUAAUUUAUCAUUCCAUCAUUAUUUAAAUUGGGCCAUGUGAGAGAGAUUGAGAGAGUGAUAAAGACAAUGCUACGGUGAGUUUGAGGCCAAAUAGGAAAGUGCUUAUUUUCUAAGUUUUUAUAAAUCUAUCCAGUAGAUAUUGUUAGAGCAAUUUUCAUAUGACCUUGAAAAAUGGUUUUGGUAAGUGUUUGUUAUUCGUUUUAUCAGCCAGUGGAUGAAAAGAUCAAAACAUGGCCUCUUCAUUUUCCCGCCAAAGAAAACCCAAAUAUUGAGAAAGGCAUUGUUCGAUUGGCCAAUCGUGUUGCACUAUGACAUCAAAGAAAAGUAUCAGUUGAUUUCUAGAAAGUUCUCGGACAUGAAGUUUUUUCACCCGAGCAUUCGCUUGACCAACCAAAAGCCAUGCACGUUUAAAUCUGUUCGAUAAACCAAUCAAAUUGCUCUAUUUCCAUUUGUUUGUUGUUUCUGUUAUGUUUGUGCAUUUUCAUUUCAAGGUCAUAUGAAAAUUGCUCUCUCUGCCUUUUAAAUACCAGUAAUAUUGGAGCUAAUAGAGACUUUCAGGUACACUGCUUCCGAGUAUAGGGUAUAAUUUAUUUUCCUGUACCCAUAGCUAGCCGUAAAUAUGGUUAGGCCACCUCAUAUCCUGAGGAAACAUGGCUCUGCCACAGUGAAGAACAUUGGCACCGUUUAAUACUACAUCUGAGAAAUUGUGGUCUCUUUUUAUAUACCUUCAUGGCAAGAUCAUGAUUGCCUACCUUAAGUCUUAACAAUGUAUUGUAAGGUCCCUUAUUGGCUCCAAUCACCACACUGUUCUGUUUAGGGCACAGUAGAUCCAAUCUCACUCCAUUCAUGCUCAUUUGGCCCAGGCCUUGGCCAUUUCACACCCAGAGUCAAUGAAAAAGACAUCUACUGUGGUUGUAGCUUUUGAUUUCUGAGUAGAAAAUCCUAAUGAACCCCUUUCACUGCCAAAUAUGACGAAAAGCAAAAUUCACCAAAAAUUUCAUUUUGUAAAAUUUUCAAAGCCAAAUAGCACCAUGUGAAAUUACAGGUAGAGAGGUUUCAUUUGAAUGGUCACUUCAUAGGAUUUCGUCCACAGAGUCAAAAUUUAAAAACACCUAACAAAACUCCAUUAUUCACUGUGGCAGUGAAAGGGUUAAGAUUUCACCAUCAAAACUUAUCCCCUCUGGCAGUACGUUUAAUGCCUUAUGAUUUUUAGCAUUUUCCAAUAGUAUAACUAAGAAUAUUUUUGGUGAUAGUCUUGGGAGUGAAAGGGACAAGUACCACAUUAUUUUAUUUAUUCCACUAAGACAGAGUAUUGUAGUUUGAUGAUAACCAAUCACUUCCUGAAUUUUAUCCUGUGAAUAUCCAUAAGUGAUCACAUUUUUUCCACCAGUGAUAUAGUGUAAAAGCGUUCUCUCCUGUGAACUGUGGGCUCCAUGUUUUGGGGUGUAUGGAAAAGACCUUAUCAAGGAGGAUCAGACAAACUGAGAAACCAUCAAAUAAGAGCAGGUCAUGUAAAAUUUUCUCUCUGUCCCAGUCCAUCUUUCAAAGGCCCCCUUUUCUCUGACCCCCAUAUUGGAGCCCAUUUUUUUCCCCACCUCUUUGUUUGAUUUUCUAGUUGAUGGAAAAAUAUCUUUAAAUUUAGAAACCCUAGGCAAUUCUUUAAGAGAUUUACACUGCCGUAUUUUACUAUCAGCAGUUAAACUAUUUGUAGUAAUAGUGCAAUCCCAAUUUUUCUACUCCCCUAUUUUUUAGCUUUCUGCCCAUUUUAAAGAAUCACUUUUUUCUCUUAACCAGUCAAACAUAGCACUUUUUCAUUCACUUUUCCAACUUUCAGACUGUAGUUACUUUAGCACUAAUUCUGCAUGAACUGUAAACAGAAUGUAUGAGUUAAUUUCAUGGUAAUUAAUCAAUUUACAUUGAUCGCCUUUUCAACAACCUAAACCCGAUUAUAGAAUUCAUUUCCAAAUUGCAAGUGUGGCUAUUGUUUUCAGGCUCUAAAACAGUAGCUGCACUUGAAAAUUACACUCGUAAAAUGUUUAAUCAAUAAUUGUCCCCAGGUUUGAGAAAUUGGGAUUCCACUGUAUCAGGAAAAUAAAUAAGGCAUGUUGAACAUGCAGAUUUUAAAAAAAUGCACCAUAACACAUAGGUAGUUUAUGUUAACAAAAUGCAAAAUUCUAUGUUUCGUUACCCUAGACAUUUUUCUAGAAUUUUUAAAGAGCAUUCAAGACAAGAAAUGCUUUGAAUAUUUUCAAGGAAGGUACAUCUUUGUACAAUUCAUACAAAUUAGAUUCAAGAAAAUGUUUAUUUGUAGGAAUUUUUGUUCCACAAAUGUUUUGAAGUAUUAACUAUAAAUUGCUUCAAAAUAUUAUUAUAUCAAGUUCAGUGUAAGUACAUUUUAAAAAUUGUAAAUGUAAUUUAAAGAUCAUUAAUAAAAUUGUUCUGUGAC